UUGUUGGUGUUUUAUGCACGGUCGGCACUCUCUAUCUAAUGCCACAGCAGUUGUCCACGUUACCUAGUUGUGAUAACAAUAGUGAAAUAUCACGCGUCAGUGAUGUAACAUUUAAUGAUCAAAAGGCAGCCACAGCUUAAAAUAAGAAUCAAUAUUCAAAGCAAGAAGAGAUACCCGACAUAAACCUCUCUACUACUACUGUACUAUAGGUCUGGCUCUAUGGUUUGACGUGACCUGUAACGAAGGGUGUGACAUAUAGGACAUAGGAUUUAAAUUGAGAGUUUGGCAAGGUUGUUUAAGUGAUCACCAAUUAAAAUAAACAUAAUGGAGAAUAACAAAGGAGAGGAGAAGAUAGGUGUGCAGGCACAGCCUGGUCAACCACCACAGGGAUACGGUCAACCCCCAGCCGGUCAACCGCCACAGGGCUACGGACAACCGCCAGCCGGUCAGCCGCCCCAGGGUUACGGACAACCGCCAGCGGGCUACGGCCAACCGCCACAGGGCUAUGGUCAGCCACCCCAGGGCUACGGCCAACCACCACAGGCCUACGGCCAACCACCACAAGCCUAUGGUCAGCCCCCACAGGGCUACGGCCAACCGGGGUACCCCGGUCAGCCGAUCAUGGGGCAGCCAGGAGUUUUGCCUGGUCAACCAGCGCCUGCGCAGUGGAUGCCUGCCCCUCAGUCGAUUCCCGGAUGUCCGCCCGGUCUGGAAUAUUUAUCGCAGAUAGACCAGCUCCUCGUUCACCAACAAGUGGAAUUAUUUGAGGUGUUUACGAACUGGGAAACUUCAAACAGAUACCAAGUUAAGAACAGCGUUGGACAGCAGAUUUACUUCGCACAUGAAGAGUCUGAAGUUUGCCAGAGACAGUGCUGCGGGCCGUCUCGUGGAUUCAAUAUGCACAUCACUGAUAACAUGCAACAGGAAGUUAUGAGAGUGAGUCGCGAGUUCAAGUGUUGUGCCGGGUGCUGUUGGUGCGCAGCGGCGGACUGCUGUGCCAUGGAGGUAGCCAUCGAGGCGCCCGUUGGCCAGGUCGUCGGAUACGUCCGGCAAGCUCAAAGUGGCUGGUCCCCGCACUACGACAUCAUGAACGCUAACAAGGAAACUGUGUUGAGGAUCCGCGGACCAUGCUGCAUCUGCCAAGGGGCCUGCUGCACAGGGGACCAAGAAUUUAAUGUGUUAAGCGAGGACUUGGCAAAUGAAGUCGGUAAAGUCAGCAAACAGUGGACUGGAUUGGUCAAGGAACUCUACACCAAUGCAGACAACUUCGGAGUGUCAUUCCCAGCUGACUUGGACGUGAAGAUUAAGGCAACACUUCUUGGAGCUGUCUUCUUGAUUGACUUCAUGUUCUUCGAGCAGCCAAAGAACAAUAACAACCGAUAGGAGAAAAGAGAGAGACGAACAACUAAACUGAUGAAAUUAAUGAAGUGUGAACGUUUUUGUUUUGUUUUUAUUGAAAGAAAAUCAUAUUGACCUUCUUUUCUUUUGCUUCAUACACUCCACUGAACGAACACGAUCCAAUCCCAACAAUUAAGAAUGGAACUGUUGUACAGUUUUAGUUUUGUUUUAACCCACUCCUACAUAAUGAGAAUUAUAAAUAGCAAAUUAAUGGUAAAGUGACAAAAAGUGACAAAAAAUUUCACUUUCACUUUAAACUUGUUCCUCCCUUGUUGCUGCCUCAUACCAUUGAUGCCUCAUUUAACUUCCUUUAGAGCAAUGUUAACUAUACCGUUGUUGUGUGGUCAUCUUCUUCACAAGAAUCAUGUGGAGCACCAUCCACCAUACACAUUCUGGUCUAGUUUAUGACAGAUAGAGUUCUCAACCAAUUUUGAUAACCUGGAUCUUCAGAAUGCGUUUGUAUUUUAAGUUUGAACAUUGGUCACAAUAUAUAUAAAUAUUUCGUAAAAUAAUAAUCGCCAUUUUGUAUAGACUCAAUAAAAUGUAUCUUCUGAAAGUGUUUUUUUUUCUUCACCAACCUUGUUCCCAUGUGUGUGCCAUUUCGCAGUAAGGGGGUGGUGUGUAAGGCUCUGCCUAUUGGAACGAGGUAGAUGGAUUUCGUGAAAAACACACGCAUUCAAAAAUAAGAUAAACCUUUAAUACUGUGAUGCAAGGAAAAUUGCAGUUGAGAGCGCCUGCAUACGGUCAAUUUUGACAGGUCCUUAAGCCUGGAAAUUGCUGUGCCGCUUAUCUGUUCGUGCUGACAUUUUGCAGCGCUCAAUUAGUUGAUCUAGUUUUUAGUUUCCCAAGCAGGCAUGUCACAUGGUACGGGUACUUUUCACCAACAUCAUGCGUAGAGGGCGUAACGAGCAGGCAGACACAUUCUAGUUCAGAUUAAACGCCCGUUCCAAAUAAUGUACACUUUCUUUCAUAUAAAUCGUGAAAAAUGGCAUUAGUUUAAAAUUUAAAAUGUACAUUAUAUUUUCGAGUAUUUGUAACUAGUUGUUACAGAAUGGACUUACUUAUUAAUUUUUCUUUUUGCUCUAUUUUUUAAAUAAAUCUCGUGUCUUUAUAACUCUUUAGAUAAGUUGUUUUACGUAGGCCUACGGCUAGCCCCGGCGGCCUUACUCUUUCGUAUUAUACUACAGCACAGAUGAAUAGGGCUAGCCCACGGCAUACACAAGACCACUUGCCCUUGCUGCCAUAUUUGGUCAUGCUGUCUUUGGUUAAACGUGCAUGCGUGAAAGUCUACCAUUGGAUGGAAGUUCCGCGAAAGCGCAUACGCGCGUGCACCUUUCCAUUCCGGUACAUCAAAGAUGGCGGUCGAUGACGUCAUUGGCAAUCCAUCUAGUAUUGAUAGUGCAGCAUCACGCGUUUCAGAACUAAAAGCUGGGACCCUGAACAAGUGACGUCAUGUCCAUAAGGUCUAUUGUGACUCAAGACUUUGCUUGACGCUUUAGUAGCCGUUAUUCGAUUGAUUCACAUUUGUCUUGUGAGUACAGCUUUGAAACAAAAUGACUGAAUGAUAAAGGUGUGACUGGGAAUCAAGCUUUAUUUAUGUAAAUGUUUGCUCAAUGCCAAAGUUGUCUAUUUAGGCCACUUGACCUCGAAGUUAAUUUCCUAUUUUUUUUUAAAUCACUGUGAUUUUUAUAAACACCAAAGAUCAUAAUGAGUAUGAGAAUUAAAUAGAAUAACUAUGUAAACACAGUGGUUACAAAAAAUGUGGCCUUUAAGACAUUUUAUAUAUUACAUAGUAUUUGUAUGAAUAGUGAUAUUAAAUUUCACAGUUAAAAUAUUAUGUGUAUAUUAUGUUGAUUGCAAACCAUAACUUUACAUAAGUCUACAUGUUGUCUAUAACUAUCCUUUAUCUACUCAAUUAAAAUGAGCAAACUUGCGAAAAUCUUCGUAACUUU
Messenger RNA from Asterias rubens (European starfish), 3350 nucleotides. RefSeq names its product phospholipid scramblase 2-like. The record is from RefSeq and is a predicted model, not a curated record. Gene Ontology annotation, biological process: plasma membrane phospholipid scrambling. Gene Ontology annotation, cellular component: plasma membrane. Gene Ontology annotation, molecular function: phospholipid scramblase activity. The transcript has 10 exons. Lineage: Eukaryota; Metazoa; Echinodermata; Asteroidea; Forcipulatida; Asteriidae. Bases 325 to 1383 code for a protein of 352 amino acids.